This is a messenger RNA of Fukomys damarensis (Damara mole-rat), 1116 nucleotides long. RefSeq lists its product as uncharacterized. The transcript has 6 exons. Bases 1 to 1011 code for a protein of 336 amino acids. The record is from RefSeq and is a predicted model, not a curated record. Lineage: Eukaryota; Metazoa; Chordata; Mammalia; Rodentia; Bathyergidae.
AUGUCCUGUCCACUGACCUUUAAGAUGCUACAGACCAGAGGUCCAAACAGAACUCGGAACCCUCGAGUUACCGGACACCACAGUCUCAGGACGGCUGGCUCACAGUCACUUGGCUGGAGACAGCGAGCAGUGAACACGCUGUGCUGCCUGCCCAGGCCUCGAGGCCGCAGCCUCAGGACCCCUCGCAGGGAAAGCACUUGGGAACGAGUGAGAGGAUGGAUGACUAAGUCCAGGCGCAACAGGCCACUGGGCAGGAACCGCCCUGCCCUCGUGGACAGCACAGGGCAGGCCUCACCAGACCCGGCGACCGAUGACCUUGAGAUGAGAGCGAGCCCAGGCGAGGUGUCCCCGGGCCUGGCCAUCAGACGCGUAGAGCCACUGAGUCCAGGACAGGAACACUUAGGCCUGGCCGUCACUGUCCUGGCCCAGGUGCCCAUGUGGCAGCUGCUAGAUGUCCAGGACCCCUGGGCUAAAGGACCUUCUACAAGGGUGGCAGCGAGCACUGCCAUUCAGCCUCCCACGGAGAAGAAAGCUGGACCUGACUUCUUCUGGGGUCAUUGCAACAGGAACCCAGGAUUGGAAAUCUGGAGGCCCAGAGCCUGGUGGAGGUCUGCAUGGUCCACCUCUUCUGUCCUUGACUCCUCGCUGGAGCUGCACUCCAGGGUGGAUCUCCCGGCUGAACUACUGACCCAGCAAGAGCAAGCUGAGCCCACUGAGGCAGAACCCAAGGCUGCAGGGCCAGCUCCAGCCCAAACUGAAGUCCCACCUGUAGAGUGUGUGCCAGCUCCACCUGCAGCUCCCUCCCCAGCUCUGGUACCACAGCCAGAGCCAGCGCCAGGAGCCCCUUCUCCACCAGGUGCACAACUGGGGGUCCCUAUGGAUGCACGCUGGGCAUCAGCUCCUGAGCUCCAGCUGGGGCAAACUCUCCUGCCCCACCCCUGCCAUUCCCGUCCAUUACUCUUGGUCAUGUUUUGGCAUAUAUUUUUGCUCUUAUUCUCUGGAUUUAUAUAAACAACAGAAUUAUUUUUAAAUGAAAGCAGAGAUUUUAGUCUUGUUUAAAAUGAUUAGCUGGGUGGCAUGAAGUGCAUUCUCUCUGCUCUACACCAGUCACCACUG